AUGCGCCAAAGGAAAUCUACCGCUGCGACGUUGCUGGGGUACGGCCUUCCCUCUCUCCGAGACUGAGACACGGCUCUGCCCUUCGCCGGCGCCGGCCCGAGCCCCCAGCUUCACCAGAGUCUCAUCACAGCCCCGUAGCCCAACAGUGCCGGACCAUACUGACGCUGCGCGAGUAGUGCGAACAGAAAUUCGUGCGCGCAGACCUCUUGGCCCGCCAUCGAAAGCGCCAUUCGGCUUCGUACGUCCCCAGGAACCGGCUGCCCAGCUUCAGUGCUACCACCGAGUCGUCGCCCACCACGACGGCCAUCUCGCCGUCUGCAACCAGCGAAGCCCGCCCGGCCCUCACACGGGUCCCGCAUGACGCCGCCAUAUUGCUCGGCCCGGACUCGAACUCACAGCCCUCACCGUCCUUGCCGAACCCUGCGCAGCCCCCGCCCAGGAUGUCGCACAGCAACCCCGGUGGCGGCUGGCAUGCGCAAAUGCCCGAGUUGGCCGCGGUCAACAUCAUCCGGCCCAGGCCGGGCUACUAUUCCCGCGACGCUCAGCGGGUCCCCGAGCAGCCCGCGCCCGUGGCCUAUCCCACGACCGAGUUCCAGGCCGGCGACAUGUCCCGCGAGAACUUCGCCGUGUGGCUGUUUGAUCCCCACGCGCCGUAUGGGGACUUCAGUGUCUCGCACCUGCCCUUCAUGGACGGCGGCCUCGAGUCGACCCUCAACAACAACAUCCAUUACGACUACGAGUCGCUGACCAGCGGCCGGUCCCAGCUCGACACGCCCACCCGCUUCGUCGAGACCGACGAGCUGAUCUCCGAGUUCCGCCGCCAGGAGAUUCUGCGCUGGUUCCAGGUGUUCCGCCAGAAGCAGCCCAAGGCGGAACCGCUCGUCGCGAACCUGGUGCAUGACAGCAGCGGAGACAUCCCCGCGCUGAGCGUCGACAUGAUGCGCGACUGUCUGCAGGAGUACUGGGACCGGGUGUCCCCUCGCCUCCCCAUCGUCCACCAGCCAACCUUUUCGUGCAACAGAUGCUCCAUCUUUCUGCUCAUGGUCAUGGUCGCGCUGGGGGCGAUCUCGCUGCGCACCCGAGACUCGACCGGGAACCUGGCCGACUACGGCGGCUUCGCCGACAUGCUCAUUCUCGGGGUCAGGUCGGAAAUCUUGACCGCCGAAGAGGCGCAACCGCCCGUUUCUCUCUGGGUAUCGCAGGCGCUGGUGCUGCUCGAGUUCUACGAGAAGAUGUACUCGUCUCGGCGACUCCACGAGCGCGCCCACAUCUACCACACCGUCACGCUCACCCUCCUCCGGCGGGGCAGCCCCCUUAUUGGCCGCUCCGGAAGCGAGUCGCCUCCCGAGGUGCCCUCCGCCGAGCAGCCGCAGGGUGUUUCGCUCGACUCGCACACGUGGUGGUGCCGAUGGGCCGAGACCGAAGCGAUCCACCGUGUGGUCUUCGCCGCCUUCAUGAUCGAUGUGAUCCACGCCGCCAUGUUCGGCCACGCGGCGGACAUGGCACCCCACGAGAUCCGGCUGCCGCUUCCCUGCGACGACAACAUGUGGACGGCCUCGAACCCGGACACGGUGCGACAACUCGACCAGAAUCUGCGCAUGUACGGCGUCCACCCUAUCUCGUUCCUUGACGGCUUGAAGCGCGCGCUCCACGGCAAGGAGGUCAGGACCCACUCGUUCGGUCGCAUGAUCAUUAUGUCUGGGCUGCUGAGCGUCGGCUGGCACCUGAGCCACCGCGAGACACGCCUCAAAGGGCUGGACCUGACCACGCCGUCGACCGACUCGCAAGAGGCCUGGAAGAAGGUCCUGCUGAGCGCGUUCGACGACUGGAAGCGCAGCUUCGACGCUGCCCAGGGCGCGUCGGGUAACCCGAGUCUCGCUGAUGCGCCCGGCUCCACUGGUCCCAUCCACAGCGCGGCCGUGCUUUACCACCUGGCGCAGAUCAGCCUGCACGUCGACAUCAUCGACUGCCAAGUCUACGCCGGCGCGAAGCGGUUGCUGGGGAGGAAGGUGUCCGUGAGAGACUACACUAACGUGGUCGCGCGGAUGCGUGUGUGGGCGACAUUGCCAUCAACCCGCCACGCCGUGCUGCAUGCCUGCAAGCUGCUCCACCGCGUGCUGGUCGAUCCACGGCGGAGCGCCAGCGUCGGCGACCGCGAACGCCUGGACAUCGGUUCCGGCGUGGUCAGCCUGCCGCCCAUGGAGGUGCAGUCCUACUCAUGCCGCAACGAGCCGGACCCACACCGGCCGUGGGUCAUGUACUACGCCGCGCUGAGCGUUUGGUCGUUCGUGCGCGCGCUCAGCCCCCAGGACUCUGUCCAUGAUCCGCCCCCGCACGCGAGCGGCCCGUUCCGGCCGGGCAAGCCCCUGCCGGUCAACUACCGGCGCGUGGCCGCCUAUCUCACCAACAUUGCAAACCUGCCCGAGAUGACCGAGAGCGCGGCGCUGAGCCUCAGGGAUGGACUGCCGGACCUGUUGGACGCCCUGCGCUCCGUGUUUGCCGAGGCGCAUUCGGAGCUGCUGCAGGAGGCGCACGAGCGGCUGGGGGUGUGCAAGGAGAUGCUGGCCAACUCCGCGGGCUGAGGUGAACUUUUUCCAAACCAGUAUCGACCCCCGGGAUUGCCGGUCACCCGGAUCGACAGAGAGUGACGAGUUAGCCACCUUUUCGGCACGGGAGAACGCGGCAUGCUCUGCUGUUGCGUGCCA
Messenger RNA from Thermothielavioides terrestris NRRL 8126, 2705 nucleotides. RefSeq lists its product as uncharacterized. Gene Ontology annotation, molecular function: zinc ion binding; DNA-binding transcription factor activity, RNA polymerase II-specific; RNA polymerase II cis-regulatory region sequence-specific DNA binding. The record is from RefSeq and is a predicted model, not a curated record. The coding region runs from base 441 to 2582 and encodes 713 amino acids. Gene Ontology annotation, cellular component: chromatin. Lineage: Eukaryota; Fungi; Ascomycota; Sordariomycetes; Sordariales; Chaetomiaceae. Gene Ontology annotation, biological process: DNA-templated transcription; regulation of transcription by RNA polymerase II. The transcript has a single exon.